Molecule: messenger RNA, 1780 nt
Organism: Cyprinodon variegatus (sheepshead minnow)
Lineage: Eukaryota; Metazoa; Chordata; Actinopteri; Cyprinodontiformes; Cyprinodontidae
Product: pyrin-like
Exons: 7
Coding region: 1-870 (289 amino acids)
Molecular function (GO): protein binding
Source: RefSeq, a predicted model, not a curated record
AUGGGGAGGAGAGGAGAAGACCUAAUAGAAGAGCUCAACCAGGAGAUCGAUGAACUGCAGAGGAGAUGCAGUGAGCUGCAAUAUCUGAAGGACACCAAGGACCAGCUUCAUCUCCUGCAGAGCUUCCCAUGCCUGACUUCUCCUCCAUCCUCCACAAACUGGUCUGAGGUCAUUGCUGAGCCUGAUAUUUACAUUAGAAGUGUCAGGGCAAGUUUCUCCAAGCUGGUGGACCUCUGCCGGGAAUUGGAAAAGAACCUUUGUGCAGAAGAAAUCAACAAGAUUGGCAAUUAUGCAGUGGAUGUGACUCUGGAUCCUAGAACUGCUGCCAACUGGUUGCUUCUGUCCCCCGAUGGUAAAAAGGUGAGCCUGAGCGGCCAGCAAGGAAUACAGUCGCUCCCUAAGGACCCCCGCAGGUUCGAUUCCUGUGUUGCCGUCCUGGGGCAGCAAAGCUACACCUUUGGGAGGAGAUAUUGGGUGGUUAAGGUAGGAGAUAAAACCGACUGGGAUCUUGGUGUAGCCAAGGAGUCCAUUAACAGGAAGGGCUCCAUUACUGUCCGUCCAGACAACGGUUACUGGGCGAUCUGCAGGAGGAAGGGUGAGAGUCUUCGGGCCUGUGCUGGACCAUCCGUUAUCCUAAAGCUUCAGGAAAUCCCAUCGAAAGUGGGCGUAUACUUGGACUAUGAAGAUGGAUCGGUGUCUUUCUACAAUGCCGAUACAAAGAGUCAUAUCUACACCUACAAAGGGUGUUGUUUUACAGAGCCUGUCUACCCGUACUUUAAUCCCUGCCUUCAUGACAAUGGGAGGAACACAGCGCCACUGAUUAUCUGUCCGGUGGAAACUGGGCUCACUCUAGAGACUGCAGUGCAUUAAGGUUAAUUCAGUAAAGGAUAUAUAAUGAAGUUUACAGCAUUUUAAAGGUUUUAACAAGCACUUGGUUAACCUUUGUUAAACUUUUUAUGUUUAUUAUUAGUAACCCAUUGAGUAUGUUGAAAAACUUAAAGGAAAAGUCCGGUCAUAUUCAGAAUUCAAACUUCUGGAAGUACUUUAGGUAUGAAAUGAUUACAUAGCUUUCAAUAAAUUAAGUGUUUUUAAUUAAGAGUAAUUUAAUUUGAAUAUGCUUUACCAGAGACAUGCAUGGUUGUCAAAGAACACUACUGCCACCUACCGGUUUGUGACGUAACGGUUCGGUAUCGGCUUUUGUGCAAUUCCCAGUGCUGUAUCUAGUGAUUAAUGACGUGUUUUUCCUCUGGCCAGAAGUUGGAUGGCAAAUUCUCCCUCUUCAAGUUAGCAAUCCAACAACGAAAAAUGGCCGGUCACGGCCUCAGUGAAAAAUAUUGUUUUUAUUUUUUUACUGAUUAACUCUUAAUUCAUUAAAUCAAUCCAAACUGAUUAGUUUUAGGUGUAAAUAAUGACCCAUUGGUUAUUCCUUGGUGACCGGACUUUUCCUUUAAGAACCAACCGACAGUUUGCAUUUUUAUAACCUUAUUUUAAAGACUGCUGGCAUGCUUCUUGCAGCUUUUCCAAAUGAAGCAAAGCAAGUGUACAUCAAAUACCUUGCAUACCCGCAUUCGUCAGUAUGUAUUCUGUCACUGUUAUACCCUUUGUUUAAAAUGUAUAUGUCAAUCUUAGGGACUUUAUUGCUUCUUUAUCUUCCUGGAACCAGCAGCUUCGUGCUCCAGUUUUUAUGCUUGGUUACCAAACAUUGUUGGCAGCAGAGCCAGUAACAGUGGAUUAUCUGGUUUUACAGCUUAUUAAUCCUCGUUCUCUGUCUUUCCAUCAU